AUGAAGGUUCUGUUUUUUUCUCUUCUUUGGCCUGCUGUAGCCAGCGCUGCUGCCUGCAAGCCAACACCCCCUAAAUCGAAAGCCGCUUGCAAGUUGGCCGCCAUUGACAGCGUGGAUAUGAGUGUCGGCUUCGACUACAAUGGGGACUGUGCCCCAAGCACCGGAACUCUCAAAAGCUUCAUGAUAUUUGUUGACUUUUCUGAUGCCGAAGCCGCCGAAGGCGAGACCCCCCAAUCGCUCUACGACGCUAUAAUCCCCCAAACAACCGAAUGGUACAGACAGGCUUCUCAUGGGGCUCUGUCAUUCAAUGUUUCGGCCGAUCUAUCCAAGUUCUACCGCAUGCCCGCAUCUGCUGCAUCAUAUGGAUGGGAACGAGGUCUCACAUGGGCAGAACAUCAAGAAUACAUCCAGGAUGCCCUCGACGCCUACACAGCCAAAGGCACUCGCCCUCCACCUCCUGAAUCAGAUGUCCUCUACGUUGUUCCCGUAAAGAGCGUCAGUGUUAGAGGAAUCUCUCGGUCCAUCACCUUCGUUACGCGAGCAAAGACUAGACAGGGUGAUUAUGUUGCCCGGAAGACCGUCACCGUUGGGACCGACGCAUUUACGGCUUGGGGACCGAAAAGCUGGAUUGUAUUGGCUCACGAAACCGGACAUACUAUGUGUUUGGCCGAUUUGUACCCGUUCGAGGAUCUUGGCCUGGGUUACUACGUUGGUGGCUGGAGUGCCAUGGGUGACGUCUCUGGCAUUGGCCCCGAUUUCUUCGCCUGGGACAAAUGGCGACUGGGUUGGAUUGACGACAAGUCUAUCGACUGUGUUUCGGAGCGAGGAACUACUCAGCACACUCUUACCCCACUAGAACUAAACACUUCUGACAAUGCCGUCAAAGCUGUUGUCGUCGCCGUCAACCAAACCUCCGCACUUGUCGUAGAGGCCCGUAUACCCGAGGGUCUUGAUUCAGGCGUGUGCGCCCCCGGCGUCUUACUCUACACAGUUGAUACCUCGGUCAAGUCAGGCUACGGCCCUAUCCGUGUUGCAGAUGUGACCCCAGAAUCAGGUGGCUGCGGUAACGAUAGCGUCUACGACAAGAAUGAUGGAACGUUGUCCCUGGUACAGGGUGGAGUGAGCGUAUAUAAGGUUCCUGGCUGGGGAGUUCAGAUUAUUCUAGUAAAGCAGACAGAGAAGAGCUAUACUAUUAGAGUUGAUGCUGAGUUGUAG
Messenger RNA from Fusarium oxysporum Fo47, 1215 nucleotides. RefSeq names its product M6 family metalloprotease domain-containing protein. Gene Ontology annotation, molecular function: peptidase activity. Gene Ontology annotation, biological process: proteolysis. The transcript has a single exon. The record is from RefSeq and is a predicted model, not a curated record. Bases 1 to 1215 code for a protein of 404 amino acids. Lineage: Eukaryota; Fungi; Ascomycota; Sordariomycetes; Hypocreales; Nectriaceae.